Messenger RNA from Plenodomus lingam JN3, 204 nucleotides. RefSeq lists its product as uncharacterized. NCBI's taxonomy places the organism in Eukaryota, Fungi, Ascomycota, Dothideomycetes, Pleosporales, Leptosphaeriaceae. The record is from RefSeq and is a predicted model, not a curated record.
AUGAACCAAAAGCAUGAGCGGCCGAUAAGCCAUAAGCGGCCUCACAGCUCCGCAAAGGUCGAAGUGGCGGAGAACCGUGACCAGAUCUCUUCUAUGUUUACCCGUCGUGAAGAAAUGUCGAAGGUAGUUUCUCCACACUGCCUGCAUCAAUAUCUUUGGAUUCUUGAUGAUCAGUGCAUCGGCCGUGGUGGCCGCAACCUCUAG